Peronospora matthiolae is the source of this 1071-nucleotide messenger RNA. The record is from the annotation of a GenBank genome assembly. Lineage: Eukaryota; Oomycota; Peronosporomycetes; Peronosporales; Peronosporaceae.
AUGAAUAUGUUGGAUGAUGAAGAUGACCAAAGCUUUCACGCUACGCGUGACGGCUACUCCCAUUUGAGCGAUGUCGAAUGGGAUGCGGUUGAACGAAUGGGUUCGACCAUGGGCAUCCAUGCUGUUAGCGUCAUGCUAGAGGCUCUCAAUAGAGACGCCCAACAUGCUACUAUCGCCAAGUUCAUCCAAAAUGAACUUGACGCUGAACGCGAGAAACAGCAGGCUGCUGCUGGCGGGUCGAUGCACUCGCGUCGACCCGAGACUUUGAAGAUUGACAUCUCAAAGUAUAGGGGGGUCGAAGAAGACUCCCUCUUGAGAUGGUUCGUCGAAUUGGAUGACGCCAUAAGGGCGCGUCGCAUCGACGACGGGGAUAUGCAAGUUGCAUUUGCCCAGUCAAAUCUGGCAGGACGUGCCAAGACUUGGGCACUGGGGCUCAAGCUGCACGACCCAUAUGCGUUUGGGUCGUUGGAAGUCUUCAAGUCGCGGCUCAGACAAACGUUUGAACCGCCUAGAGCUGAGUUCAGAGCUCGAACCGAACUCUUGAAGCUCAAACAGGGUAAGCGUGAUGUGCACGCUUACGCGCAACAUAUACGACAUCUUACGAGUUGUAUAAGUUCCAAUCCAGUGGAUGAACACACGUUGGUUUCGGUGUUCAUGCAGGGUCUUGCGGAUGGUCCCGUCAAGACUCACCUGUUCCGGCUUGAACUAGAUUCACUAGAACAAGCCAUUUCCAUUGCGGAGCAGGAAGACUUCAGUCUGAGACAGGCUCGCGCCAGCUCGACAUCAUAUCGUCAACCGAGACGAUAUGACAACGGAGGUCCAGAGCCGAUGGAACUCUGUUAUGUAGAGAGCGAGAAGGUUCGCUCUACAGGCUACAAGAAGUUGCAGAGAUGCAACAGAUGUCAGAAGACAGGACACUACGCUUACGAGUGUAGUGCCCCUCGUCCAGUGUCUCGCGACACUGGGCGUAGUGACCGUCCACCCAUGAGAAAGGGGCAGGGACGAGGGUCCGCAGUUGGUGCAAAGACGCAACAACGGGAUGGACCGUCAAAAAACGGACAGGAUCAGUAG